Messenger RNA from Spinacia oleracea (spinach), 5836 nucleotides. RefSeq lists its product as uncharacterized. The record is from RefSeq and is a predicted model, not a curated record. Gene Ontology annotation, biological process: ERAD pathway; proteasome assembly. The coding region runs from base 84 to 5564 and encodes 1826 amino acids. Lineage: Eukaryota; Viridiplantae; Streptophyta; Magnoliopsida; Caryophyllales; Amaranthaceae. The transcript is spliced from 35 exons. Gene Ontology annotation, molecular function: molecular adaptor activity. Gene Ontology annotation, cellular component: cytoplasm; nucleus.
CUCUCAAGUUUCUACAUUCUCAAAACUUCACUGCAAAACAUACACCAAAGCAACAAAGAAGUACAAAGCUGAAGCGAAAAUCAAUGGCGGAAUCCUCGCCGUCGCCGUCGCUGGCACCGUCGACGUUGUUAUCAGCUAUGGCGGCUAUCUCCGACAAGGAAAGAGAAGAAAGGUUGGAGAGAAUGCUUACUAACUUAGCUUUCUGCGACGAUUCCAAGCUCGAAAGCUUACUCGCCAGGCUUCUUCCUUGCGCUCUCGCUUGUCUUACCUCUCAAUCCACUGCAAUUCGAAACAAGGUACUUGAAAUACUGAGUCAUGUAAAUAAGCGAGUAAAACAUGAGGCAGGAAUUGGAUUGCCAUUGUCCGAAUUGUGGAGUAUGUAUACAGAAGCAAGCACUGCUCCAAUGGUCCGGAACUUUUGCAUCAUCUACAUUGAGAUGGCAUUUGAUCGCUCAGAGAUAGAGGUUCAGAAAAGUAUGGCUCCCAGUCUUUUGGUGAACAUCUCAAAGCUUCCUCCUCAACAUCAAGCAAUAAUAUUGAGAAUAGCUGUAAAGGUCAUUGGUGAAGCCCAUUCUGCUAAAAUUGAUGAAGACUUUGCUGCAAAAUAUAAGAUGAUGAGGGGUUCUCAGGACUCUGAAAUGUUUGUUGAAUUUUGCUUCCAUACUGUCUUGUACCAACCUUCAUCCGCAAGUGGCGGAUGUCCAGCUGGUCUUUCUAUAUCUCAGGCAGAACGCGUCACUGCGAAGCAACCACUAAAGAAUGAGAUUCUUUUGAGUAGGAAGUUGGGGAUAUUGAAUGUCAUUGAAUCCAUGGACCUUCCGGCAGAUAUUGUUUACCCGAUAUAUCUAGCUGCCGCUGCAGAUAGUCAAGAGCCUGUUGCCAAGAUAGGGGAGGGACUCUUGAAGAAGAAGGGUUCGGUUGCUGAUUUAGAUAAUCCAACUCUUGUCAGAAAGUUGUUUUUACUAUUCAAUGGUAAUGCUGCUGCGGAAACUAUUGCUCCAGAGAACAAAGUCGUACCUGCAUUUUAUCCUUUGAAGGCUAGGCUGAUGUCUGUGUUCUGUCGGUCCAUUUCUGCUGCAAAUAGUUUUCCUUCGACUUUGCAGUGCAUUUUUGCCUGUAUUUAUGGAAAUGACACUACACCAAGACUAAAGCAGUCAGGAAUGGAAUUUGCGUUCUGGGUUCUUAAACAUGCAAGAAUGGAUCAACUUAAGCUUAUGGGCCCACUCAUUUUGACUGGAAUUCUGAAGUCUCUUGAUGGGAAUAACAAUCGGGAAGCAGAUACUAUAUCUCGGGAGACCAGGACAUUUGCUUAUCAAGCAAUUGGAAUGCUUGCUCAGCGUAUGCCUACGCUUUUCAGGGAUAAGAUAGACAUGGCUGUUCGUCUUUUUGAUGCUUUGAAGUCCGAGUCUCAGUUUCUCCGAUUAGUUAUUCAAGAGGCUACAAGUUCCCUGGCCACUGCUUAUAAGGGAGCAUCAGCAAGCAUAUUAAAAGAUUUGGAGCAACUCUUGCUUGAUAAUUCCCAAGUGGACAAAAGCGAGGUGCGAUUUUGUGCUGUGAGGUGGGCGACAUCAUUGUUUGAUUUGCAGCACUGUCCUAGCCGGUUUCUAUGUAUGGUUGCAGCUGCUGACCCAAAGUUGGAUAUACGGGAAAUGGCAACCCAGGGGUUGUUCCCUGAUGAAGGAAGAUCUAUUAGCCAAAAGAUAGAUCUUAAAUAUCCCAGGGUUAGAGACAUGUUGGAAUGUAUAAUCAAGCACCAACCAAAAGUGUUAGAGUUUGCAGAAAUAGAAACGAGGGAACAUCUCCUUUUUCCCUCCAAGACAUAUGAUGCCAUGAUCAAAUUUCUUUUGAAGUGCUUUGAGUCUGAUAUGUUGCAAGAUGACCCUAAGAAAGCUGAAUUCCUGCCGACUGUGGAAGCUUUGUGCUCGCUUAUUGAACAUGCUAUGGCUGUUGAAGGUUCUGCUGAGUUGCAUGCUAAUGCUUCCAAGGCUUUGAUUGACAUUGCAGCUCACUUUCCAGAGAUGGUGGCAUCGCGCUAUGCCUCAAAACUUAUCUGGUUAAAGAAAUUACUGGGACAUGUAGACUAUGAUACGCGUGAAUCUGCAGCACGUUUGCUUGGUGUAGCUUCUUCAGCGUGUCCUGUGGCCACUUCAUCUUCUCUGAUAAGUGAAUUAAUCACUACUAUUAGUGGACCACAGAAAAUAAGAUUCGAACUGCAGCAUGGGGCAUUGUGUGCAAUAGGGUUUGUCACUGCUGAUUGUGUAUCAAGAAUACCUGAGGUGCCAGAGGCGGUACUUCAGGAUACUCUAAAAAGCCUGGUCAAUAUUGUUAACCUUGAAACUGCAGCAGUGGCUUCCAUUGCAAUGCAAGCACUUGGUCAUAUUGGAUUACGUGUGGCAUUGCCAUCAAUUGUUUAUGAUUCUGGUCCAGCCUCUGUGCUGACCGUUCUGCGGGAGAAGCUGAGCAAACUUCUUGCUGGAGAUGAUACAAAAGCAAUUAAAAAAAUUGCUAUUUCUCUGGGGCAUAUAUGUAUGAAGGAAGUCUCACCUUGUCAUAAUGUUGCUCUAGAACUUAUUUUUGGUCUUUGCCGGUCAAAGGUUGAGGAUGUUCUAUUUGCUGCUGGGGAGGCUCUUGCGUUUUUUUGGGGCGCUGUUCCUGUGAAUGCUGAUGUUAUAUUGAAGACCAACUAUACCUCACUUUCUAUGACUUCAAACUUUCUUCUGGAAGAUGUUUCUUCUUCGUGGUUGAAAAAAAAUUAUAAUGAAGAGAAUGAAUCCAAUAAAGAUGCUCGAGAUAUGGUUAGGGAUUCGAUCACCAAAAAAAUAUUUGAAAAUCUUUUAUACAGCAGCAGGAAAGAGGAGCGUUGUGCUGGGACUGUCUGGUUGCUGUCAUUGACCAUGUUUUGUGGCCGUCAUCAUACAAUUCAGAAAUUGCUUCCUGACAUCCAGGAAGCCUUCUCGCAUCUAUUGGGCGAGCAAAAUGAACUUGUUCAGGAGUUAGCAUCACAAGGAAUGAGUCUUGUUUAUGAACUUGGUGAUGAUUUAAUGAAGAAGAGCUUAGUGAAUGCACUUGUUGGCACUUUGACGGGUUCAGGGAAGAGAAAGAGAGCUGUCAAGCUGGUAGAAGAUUCAGAAGUCUUUCAAGAGGGAACUAUCGGUGAUAGUCCCAGUGGGGGAAAACUGAGCACAUAUAAGGAGCUGUGCAACAUGGCGAACGAGAUGGGCCAGCCAGACCUAAUAUAUAAGUUUAUGGACCUCGCUAAUUAUCAGGCGGCUCUAAAUUCUAAGAGGGGAGCUGCCUUUGGAUUUUCCAGGAUAGCAAAACAUGCUGGGGAUGCUCUUCAACCCCAUCUCCGUUUGUUGAUUCCAAGGCUGGUUCGUUAUCAAUAUGAUCCUGAUAAGAAUGUUCAGGAUGCUAUGGCACACAUAUGGAAGUCACUUGUCGCUGAUUCGAAGAAAACAAUCGAUGAACACUUAGAUCUUAUUCUAGAUGAUUUAUUGAUGCAGUGUGGAUCUAGGCUUUGGCGUUCCCGCGAGUCUUCGUGUCUUGCACUAGCAGAUAUUAUUCAGGGACGCAGGUUUGAACAUAUUGGGAUGCAUCUUAAAAGACUCUGGAUGGCUGCAUUCCGUGCAAUGGAUGAUAUAAAGGAAACUGUUAGGAGUUCCGGUGAUAAGUUAUGUCGUGCUGUCAGUUCUCUCACUAUUAGGCUCUGUGAUGUUUCACUCACUGAUAAAUCUAUAACUAGCCAAGCUAUGGAUAUUGUGCUGCCUCUACUGUUGGCAGAAGGGAUUAUGAGUAAAGUUGAUAGCGUACGCAAGGCAUCUAUUGGAGUGGUUAUGAAGCUUGCAAAGGGUGCAGGAGUCUCUAUCCGUCCGCAUUUGGCAGAUUUAGUGACUUGCAUGCUUGAGAGUUUGUCAAGCCUGGAAGACCAAGGACUCAAUUAUGUUGAGUUGCAUGCGGCAAACAUCGGUGUACAGAAAGAUAAGCUCGAAAAUUUACGGAUUUCAAUUGCAAAAGGUUCUGCAAUGUGGGAAACUCUCGAGCUAUGCAUUGAUGUAGUAGAUCAGCCGUCAUUAGAUCUCUUGGUUCCUCGGCUUGCUCAGUUGGUCAGAUCCGGGGUUGGCCUGAACACUAGGGUUGGUGUAGCAUCUUUUAUUACUUUACUAGUACAAAGAGUCAAUCUCGAGAUUAAACCCUUCACAGGAUCUUUGUUGAGGCUUUUGUUCCCUGCUGUCAUUGAGGAAAGAAGCGGUUCUGCUAAGCGUGCCUUUGCCAGUGCUUUUGCGAUGGCCCUGAAGUAUUCAACUCCUACCCAGGCUCAGCAGUUUAUUGAUGAAGUGGCUGCAUUACAUGCAGGUGAUAGGAAUGCUCAGGUGUCCUGUGCACUUCUGUUAAAAAGCUGCGCGUCCUUAGCUGCUGAUGUUUUGAGUGGUUAUCAUGUGACAAUAUUACCCGUCAUUUUCAUGUCAAGAUUUGAGGACGACAAGCACGUUUCUGGUUUAUUUGAAGAGGUGUGGGAAGAAAAUACUAGUGGCGAUAACGUCACUCUUCAAUUGUAUUUGGGAGAGAUGGUAUCACUUAUUACAGAUAGCAUCUCUUCAUCGUCUUGGAGUUCCAAACGAAAGGCGGCACAGGCAAUUACUAAACUUAGUGAGACAUUGCAUGAAUCGCUUUCCACUUACUGUCAAGUUCUGCUGAGUUCGUUACUGAAGGAGAUUCCUGGCCGACUGUGGGAGGGAAAGGAGGCUCUUCUAAAUGCAUUAGCUUCCCUUUGCACAUCUUGCCACGGUGCAAUUUCUUCUGCUGAUCCAUCAGCUGCUAAUGAUGUCUUAAGUGUGGUUACCACUGCAUGCACAAAGAAGCAGAAGAAAUUUCAAGAAGCAGCUCUAUGUGCUUUAGAUCAGGUUAUCAAGUCUUUCGAUUCACCUGAGUUCUUUAAUGCAGUGUUCCCGUUGCUAUGUGAGAUGUUUGAUCCAGCUGCCGGUGGUAAAUCUACGCAAGAAUCAUCAGGAAGCGCUUCUCUGAAAUUAGGUUCGGAUAAGGAAGAAGAUAAUUAUGUGCCACGUAGUAACAUUUUAGACUGCACUACAUCUUGCAUAAAUGUUGCUCCCAUGAAGGACGUUCUUCAACAAAAGAAAAACUUGAUGUUGUUGUUGUCACACGCCUUGUCACCUGCAUUGCCCUGGACAGUUAAAGUAUCGGCAUUUCUUACCAUUAAGAAGCUCUGUUCAAAGUUAAAAGCUGAUGUAUGUGGCUCCCAAGAAGACCCUUUGCUUGCUGGUGUAAUGGCAUUUAUCCACGAGUUAUUCAUCACUGUAUCUGGCAAAAUUGUGGAUUGUAUUAGCACCGUGAAGAUCGCACAGGUCCAUGUUGCUGCCGCAGAGUGUUUGCUGCAAGUGAUUGAACUCUAUGGAGCUAUUCAACCUACAACUGCCGUAGACAUCGGGUUUAAGGAAAAUGUAGUUCAGUUGUGCGAAACUGAAAAAAACGAACUGGCAAAAUCGUUAUUGAAAAACUGCGUCAUCUUCCUCGAGAACUUGCAAAUAGUCCCAAUGUCCCCAUGUUGAGACAUCUUGAAAUUUUGGAUUGGCACUAAACCAUGAAGGCAUGAAGUGAACCGCUGUAAAACGAAGAUUUAUCGAGAUGGUAAUUGAAUUUUGUACAAAAGGAAAGCGGAAGAACUAGUGCCAAAAUAUGUUUACUUACACAGUUACACUGUCUACUCAUUUUAUGUAAAAGUUCGACAUUUUGGGACACUAAUUGUACGAGUUACAAUUUUGGUUCAACUAUUUGGAUGAAUUAUUACAAUAUAAACUACCCUCUUUUCAUUGUUUUGUCA